AAUUGUAUACUAACCUAUCUUUUGUAUGGUUUAUUACUACCAUGGAGUAAAAAAAAAGCAAAGCUUAUUUUGGUUAUUUCAGCGCAUAGUUUGGUUAUAUAUUUACAAAUAAUGUUUCCAUUAUAAAAUACUGGCUGGUUUGAAGCGUAGGAUCACACAUCGGUACUUGACCCUCCAAGAGUAUCUCAACGCUAUAGAAGCAUGCUAGACACCCAACAAGUUGACGAGCGAUCUGAAAAUGAGCCACCUGACUUCUCUUCAACGAAAGCACAAAAGCUUCCUCAGUACAUCGCAGCAUUUAUUGUGGCGCUGGGAGCGUUCGGCCUGGGCAUGGUGGUGGGCUGGUCGGCCACGGCUGUGGAGAAGCUCAGGCACGACCUGCCGCUGACCGUGAUCGACGUGUCGUGGCUGGGCAGCAUCGUGAACCUAGCCGCCGCUGUGGUCAUGCUGCCACUCGCGCUGCUCAUGAAGGUGAUGGGACGGCGAACCGUCAUGCUCGUCAUGGCCCCGGCAUUCGCGCUGUCCUGGAUCGUGCUGGCCUUGGCGCGCAGCGUGCCAUGGCUGUUGGUGGCGCGCUUCUUCACCGGCCUGUGCGGCGGCGUGUUCUCGGUGGUGGGGCCCAUAUACAAUGGCGAGGUCGCCGACAAGAAGGUGCGCGGGGCGCUCGGCACCUUUUACCAGCUGUUCCUGUGCACAGGGCUGGUGGCAGCCUAUGUGAUAGGACACUGGGGCAGCCUGCUGACUCUCAACUUAUGCUCGGCAGCCGUGCCGGCGCUUUUCUUCGGACUCGCCUGGCUCGUGCCCGAGACACCGGUGUACCUGAUGGAACGCGGCGACGACCCCGGGGCGGAGCGAGCCCUGCGCUGGCUGCGUGGCCCGCGCUUCGACGUCGCGCGGGAGAUGGUGCUCAUCGCAGAGUACCUAGAGCAGAUGCGUGCCAAAGAGAUAGGGCUGCGAAAGGCCUUCGCGACCCGCGCUGCCACAAGAGCCCUCGUAAUCUCCGCUGUGACCAUGACCAUUCAGCAGGCGAGCGGCAUCAAGCCCGUUGUCUUCUACACAGUGUCCAUCUUCAAGGGCGCUGGCAGCGACAUCGACCCCUACGUUGCCACAGUGAUCACAGGGGUGGUGCUGGCGGUGGCCACGCUCGUGUCAACGCUGCUGGUGGACCGCUGGGGCCGGCGCUACAUGCUGCUGGUCUCGGGGGUGCUCACCACCACCUGCCACGUGGUCAUCGGCAUUCACUACUACAGGGGGGAAAACUCGUCCAUAGGUUGGCUGCCACUCGCAGCGCUCUGCGCCUACCUAGUCACCUACAGUGCAGGCUAUGGCGCCGUGCCGUGGGUGCUGCUGGGCGAGCUGUUCCCUCCCGAGAUUAAGGAGAUUGCCGGCCCCAUCUGCUCCAGCGUCAACUGGCUCGUGGCCUUCGUCGUUGCGAUGGUGUUCCCCAUGUCCGUCAGCUCGCUGGGCUUCGCCGUGUCCUUCUGGCUGCUGGGGCUCUUCUGCUUCCUGGGGUUCGUGUUCGUAUUCGUGUUCGUCGUGGAGACAAAGGGAAAGACUCUCGAGGAGAUUCAGGAGCAGCUGGAGAACACGUCGUACUUCAACUUCAAGUUAUAGUCGUCCUCCUGGGUAGUCAACACCAGACAUUAUGUUCAAUGGUAGUAGCCAACGAUAAAAGUUGUUUUCUAAAGAUAAAGAAUCAAAGAAAUCGACUUACGAUUAUAAUUGGUUGUUAAUUAAUUUACAACAGAUUUUAAUGUAUGUGUUAUAAAUGGUAUAAUAAAAUAUCACAAUCUAUUAAAGACUGCACCUUGAA
Bacillus rossius redtenbacheri is the source of this 1813-nucleotide messenger RNA. RefSeq names its product facilitated trehalose transporter Tret1-like. The record is from RefSeq and is a predicted model, not a curated record. Gene Ontology annotation, biological process: carbohydrate transport; transmembrane transport. Lineage: Eukaryota; Metazoa; Arthropoda; Insecta; Phasmatodea; Bacillidae. Bases 202 to 1614 code for a protein of 470 amino acids. Gene Ontology annotation, molecular function: sugar transmembrane transporter activity. Gene Ontology annotation, cellular component: membrane. The transcript has 4 exons.